Molecule: messenger RNA, 4173 nt
Organism: Haplochromis burtoni (Burton's mouthbrooder)
Lineage: Eukaryota; Metazoa; Chordata; Actinopteri; Cichliformes; Cichlidae
Gene: tp53inp1
Product: tumor protein p53 inducible nuclear protein 1
Exons: 4
Coding region: 503-1393 (296 amino acids)
Biological process (GO): autophagosome assembly; positive regulation of DNA-templated transcription
Cellular component (GO): nucleus; autophagosome
Source: RefSeq, a predicted model, not a curated record
GUUGAGCUCCACAACAACAACAAAAGAAGGCGCAGUCGGGGGCUCGAGGAGGAAACGGGACUGAAAAGAAACGCCGCACUGUGACUCCUGAUGUGCAGUCCUUAAAGUAACGUUUUUAUAUUUUAUUUCUUCCGCGAAGAAACCUCAAGUUUUUCUAUUUUUCGAAAAGUAACGCAUCUACCUCAUUUUUAAGGAUUUUAAUCACGGUUUGGACUCGUUUACACCUCCUCCUCCUUCUGCCGCAGGGCUUUUUUUUUGAAGACUUUUGCACUCACUGAAGCGAUCCUGACGUUGAGCGAUGUCCAGCCUGCGCCUGCUGGCCCUCAGAUGAUCUAUGACCACAACUUAUUGAUGCACUUUAGCACCUUUACGGAGCCUUCCCCCUGCUGUGAACCCCGCAGCUGAUGACCAAAACGACCGCAACACCUCCCCGCCGUCGCCCAGAGCCACGCGCCUCCCCCGACCCCUCCCUCAUCCUCACGCCCUUGCAGGACAUCUCAGGAUGUUCCAGAGGUUCGCCAGUGCUCUCUUUGGGGACGAUGUGGAGGAGGUGAGUCGAGGCAGCAGACCUGGGGACGGCAAAGUGGAGGAGACAGAGGAGGAGGAUGAAGACUGGAUCCUGGUCAACUACCUGACUGAAGCUGGCUCCAGCCAGUGUAACGAUGGCCACUCGGGAUCCACCAUCAUCCAAGAUGAAGACGAGGAGGUGGAGGCAGAGGAGGAUGAAGAAGAUGAUGAGCUGGUGAUGAUCCCCUCACCCAUGGGCAUCCCACCUGUCCGUUACGCCUCCUGCACCUCCCUCAACUCAACGGCUGACACCGACCCGGACGGUGGUCCAGAUGAGGACGAGGAAGAUGAUGAGAGUGGGUUUCUGCGUGUGGACACCCGCUCUCUGCAGGAGAGCUGGUUUCUUACCCCCCCACCCUGCUUCACUGGGCGUAGCACCUUUCCCAUCGUCCUGGAGCCCAGCCCUCUGGAGAACCUGCUAAUCGAACACCCCAGCAUGUCCGUCUACACUCACCACAGCAUCCCACGACUGAACCUUGACCCCCUGCCACAAAGCUCACAUGAACCAGAAUUGAACUUUUCGUCCGAUGAGAUGACCGCGAGCCUGACAGCUUCAAGUGGAAAGGAAAAGGCCAGAAGAACGCCAGAUGGCUCUCGCCACAGGCCAGAGGCGGCAGUUUCACAGCGGCGCGCCAGUCUUCACUCCUCCUGCUACGCCGCAGCGCUCUCCGCUCAGGCCGGCCUUGUGCAACAAAGGCCGGGAAACCCCACCCAACGUACCCAGCCCAUGUCCCGCAAGGCCCUGCGACGCCUCAACCUGCUCCGCCCCCCAAAAGCCAACACCAUGCACCUGCACCAGCCCAGCCAGAGGCAUCUCAACUUCUGAGACAUCCUCAUCACUAUUCUUCAUCAUCAUCAUCAUCAACCUCAAUACUUUAAGCAGUACAGGAAUGUAACACUGGCCACCCACAAGCAUUCAUCUCCGUUUUCUUUCAUCUUCUCAACAAACAAACACCAGCAGCAAGUUAACUACGGCAUCAGCCACCACUUACACACCUCACACCUAAUUUCUCCUGAAAGCUUAAUGGGUGGUGAAAUCGGGAAGGUGGCUGUUGACUUUUUAUAUCAGUAAUGUGGCCAGUGAAGACUUUUUCUCCCUCCCUCACUUCACUCCCCGCGUCCUACUCCUCUUCAUCCAUCCUCCAUCCUCCUAUGUAUUGAUACUGAGAAGAAGGGAUAUGUAAAGGUCAUAAAGUUAACCCCCCCUCCCCUCCCUUUUCACAAGACCAUUUCUUCUUCUAUUUCUUCAGAGCAUUGUACGUCCAAUCACAGAGAGAAACAGAGGUCAUGAUGACUUCUCUUUCUUUUCUUUCUUCUUCUUCUUUACGGUCACCUUAAUGUGUAGAAUCAAUGCUGUAGGUCACUUUACUAAGCGGCAGGUUCACUGUGUGGCAGGAUGGUCUGGUGGUGUCACUUCAGGGUCUCACAGUGAGACUGCUGGUCAUCUAGGCAACUUUUUGGACUGACUGAGGGCAGUAGAAGACAUUUCAGAUCCUACAUGACUUGAACAUAGACAGUGCAGCCGGACAACGUUUUCAUUUAAUCAAUGCAGGAGUAUUGCAAUGCAGUGUUCCCAAUAUGUUGCCAGUGAAGGGCUGUUCACACUAGAGGAUGAAGUUUAGGUGGGUUUAAAGGAAAAAUUCCCUUUAUGUAAUCUCACGUGCUUAUAAUCAGUGAUCUGUACUAAAUGCUCUGUUUGUGUCUUGAGUGACUUCCUGCAUUUUAGAGGAGAACAGGGUAUGUCCAUAACAACUGUAGGAACAGAAGCUCUGCUUUAUUACAGCUGACUUUAUUAUAAUUACGCCUUUUUGAUGGUGAAAGUUUAAAGCUUUAUAACAUCUUUAUUACAGAAGAAAAGUGCAACAUUUUGAGCCUCUUUAUAAGUGCAAUACAAAUUCUCUUCUUUUUAUAAAAAACAUGGUUCCUGCUGUUAUGUUUUAAUACUAAACGCUUCAGCCAGACUUAAACACGUGCAUUCAAAGGUUCUCCUGUGAAACUGGAGGGUGUGUUAACUGAAAACAGAGAGUUUCAGCAAAAUUAGAAUCACGUCUGAGUCAAACCUAACUAUGUACUGUAGCUGCUUUGCCUGUUAGUCCAUUUUCUGCUCUCGUACUUUCAGACGUAGAUUUCUAGUUUCUGUGCUACGGUUCUCUCUGUGAUUCACUUUGGUUGCAGAAGGAACUCGUUCCCUUCACCCAACCUUAUGCUGUGUGUGUUUGACUGAUUAUUAAAAAGCUUCGAAAACACCACAAAUGAAGCCAGUGAAGCAAAACACAGCUGUAUUAAAGCCUUUAAAGGGUAUUUUUCCUUAAGUUCCUGCUUUUUGAGCUCUGCAGCACCACCAGAGGUGAAAAACUUCCAUGUUGCUCAUCCUGCAGCUCCAGCUGAACCUGCCUCUGACUUUAUAAUUCAGUACUUUUCACGAUAUUUCUUUAAAGGAGAAAAAAAGAAAAGAAAAAAAUGGAAAAAAUACUGGGUUAAAUAUCACUAAACGCCUUGUUUUAACAGUAGCUUUGAGAUAAAUAGAAAUGUUAAAAAAUAUGUAAAACAAAAAAAACUUCCAAAAAUAUUUUUUGAAAAGAAAAAACAAAUUACAUAUCAGUAUGAAGUUGGUAUAUAUGCGUCCAUGGUUUCUUGCUUAGGUGUGUUUGGUUAUGAUAGUGUGCAAUCUGUUGCAUGGUUGUAGAGUUUUGUUAGUGUCAUGAUGGUGGGGGGAAAAAAAGAAAAAUGGAUAAUUAUUAUUUUCUUUCUUUUUUUCUGUUUUGUUUUUGUUCUUAAAUGAAUCUGCAGUCCACUUCUCAGGGUCACAACCAAUCACCUUUACUCUUUAGGAAAAUGCAGAUUUACUUGACAGCUGAUGAUUCUUUGUGUGUACUCGGACUUUUUCCAGCUAUGUCCCUGCGUGCUUUCCCUCUGUGAAAACCUUUGUGAGAAAUAAUCAACUUCUUGUUUAGUGUCACAGAAACGUCUUUUGGUUCCGGGACUGUGAAAUGAACUCUGACACUGUCAGUUGACUGUUGGAAAUCCAUCAAGAUGGAGAGAAACUGUUGGUUUUUUUCAGCUAUGUUUAUAUAUUUUGCUCAACUGUACCUAACAUGGUUUUAGAAAUGUACCUUAUGCUAUUUUAACUGUUCUCUUUUCCAUGUUAACGUAGUUACAUUUCGUUAAAUAUUUAAACCAAAAAAAAAAAGUAGCAGCGAUCUUUAAUCUCUCCAUAGUUUUAUUAUACUGGUGUUCUUUUUUUUUAAAUUGUUUGAGUGUUUGAUAACAGCUCUCGGUUACGGUGCUCUAAAAUGGUAGACUGUUUAAUGGUUUAAUGUGUCUGCUGUAGGGAUAAGUGGAGCCCAGGCCGAGUCGCCACACUGCAAAAGUUGAGAAAUAACCAACCUUAUAGAGUGACUAAAAUCUAUGGAAGACCAUUUCUGCCAAAAAAAAAGACUAUUUAAAUCUAUAUAUAGGGUAAACAGGUUUAAAGUAAAGUUCUGGAGCAUGUAUGUUUUUCUGAUGUUAAACAGAAAAUUUGACUCAGUCUGUAACUUUUUAUAACUGAAAAUUUGUUCCAAAAUGUUUAAUUUUUUUCUGUUUUAAACCCUUUUUUUUUUUUGU